AUAAAUACUGGUCACGAAUGGACCAAGUGGAUAGAAAUGUUCGAGAACUUUCUUUUAGCGUGUGAUAUCACGGCAGAUGCACGCAAGAAAGCCCUCCUCCUGCGCUACGUCGGCGAGGAAGUCUGCGACAUAUUUCGCUCCCUCCCCGACAUCCCUACACAAGCUGCAACAGCUGCAAGCACGACCCAGACCACGCAGAGCCCAUCGACGCCAGAAUGCGAUGCCGCACGAGCGAAACUGAGUGCAUACUUCGCCCCGCGAGUGAACUCGACAUUUGCGAUGUACAAAUUUCGCCAAGCACAGCAAAACAUUGGUGAGCCACUGGACGCCUUCUACGCGCGCCUCCGGCAGCUCUCUCACCACUGUAACUUCGAGAACGUCGACGCUGAAGUCCAGAACCAAAUAAUCCUCGCCACAACGUCGUCUCACCUUCGCAAAUAUGCAAUGCUUUAUUCCCUCACUUUACCAGACUUACUUAAACAGGGAAGAAUGCUCGAGGAUGUCGAACGAGAUGUAUGCGAAAUCGAAAAGAACGUCGAUAGCAAUCCGGCGGUGCUCGCAGUGCACAAGGAAGGACAGCACCAUGGACAACACCAAGAAACAGCCGACAGAUGCCACGACAAACCUAUGCAUCGCGACGACCUCGUGCCUCAUCAGCAGAUUGUCUCAACUGCGGCGGCAAGUGGCCUCACCAAGGCGGACGAUCAAGUUGUGUUGCAUGGGGCAAGACAUGCAAGGCAUGUAAAAAGGUUGGUCACUUUGCACGAUUCUGUCGUUCAACGAGACAAAUGGUACACGCAGUUGACUGUGACAAUGGUCCAAACAGGAAUCAGACAGUCUGCAGUAAGAAGAGUUCUAGCACCAAAGAAUGUGCUGCCACCCGUGACACCAGUUCAAGCAGUGACGAGUAUGUUUUCGUUGUCAUGAUCUCACCUCAG
Messenger RNA from Dermacentor andersoni, 938 nucleotides. RefSeq lists its product as uncharacterized. The record is from RefSeq and is a predicted model, not a curated record. Lineage: Eukaryota; Metazoa; Arthropoda; Arachnida; Ixodida; Ixodidae.